AACUGCUGAUUGGCAACUCUUUCGUGUCAUCUCCGUUCACAAUAGCAUUUGUUAAUGCUUCUUCUAACCGGCAAGUUUUGACAUUUAUAAACAUUGUGGGCAAACGUUUUCCUUCGUUGUUUUCCAAUACUCGUGUUAUUUGCACAUUUGUCGUGAAUGACUACACUCUCGGGUUGUGUUAUGUAGUUAAAUAAUACACGAUUGGUAUUUUGCAAUCUCCAUUGCGGCGCCCAUAGCUCAGCUCCAGUCAUGGCCGACGAGGACAAUUCAUUCAAUUACGCUGAUUUGAACUUGGACUUUUUAGAACUUUCGCCACCAAGGAACAAAAUUAUACAGAAACCUGUCACAGCUGCUACCUAUACACCUGCUUUGCGCGCCAAUUCGUACAAAGCAAAAGAUUUGGCGCAAAGAGUUGCACAAAGUGAUGUACUGAUUCGUAAAAUUGAGUUGUUGAAAAGUGAGAAUACGGAUGUGCAGCAAAAACUCAGAGAUUUUCAAAAAUCGGCCAAUCAAAUUCAGAAACUUUAUGAAAAUGAAAAAAAUAAAUGCAUGGAUUUGCAAGCGCAAUUCAAAGCAGUGGAGAUAAAAGCAAUUGAUCUGCAAGAGCAUUGCACACGUUUGGAUAAUGAAGUGGCAGAGAAGCAAAUGCAAUUGGAGCAAUUAGAAGCGCAAUUAGAUAACAGUAAAGGUCCCUUGACCUUUACGGAAUUGGCAAUAAAAUAUCUGAAAUUGGUGCAAAAACUUAAUGAAGAUGAUACAAUAAAAUUGUACGAUAAGACACUUUUAGACGAUUUGAGUACUUACUGUGAAGAAAGAGGUAAGAAAGUACCUGUUAUUAAAGUGAAAGCCAAUAAAAAACGUAAAUACAAAAAGGAUAAAGAUAUUCAGUGUACUCUACUGGACGACGCAGAUAAAUUUGUAUCAAAGCAAGUCCAUACACAAUCCACACAGACUUCAGUAAUACAAACCAACCAGAUGCAGACGCAAACGAUUGCUCCAUCAAUAGGAGAUAUGCAAACACAAACAUCGCAAACAGAAACAAAUUCGACUAAGAGUACGCAGAAUCAAGCCGUACAAACACGCUCAUUUGAAGUACGCACUCAAGGAACACAACAUAUAUCUACAACAACAACACGUGGUACUUCAACGUCAUGUUUUAUCAAAAAACAUAAUGUCGGCACAAUUUUCCCAGAACCAAAGUUAAUUCCGCCAGAGGCUGCUUUGGUUGAUAAAUUUUUUGAAUUAUGGAGCGUAUCACCGCUUAGUCCAAUAUCCGAUCCAAUAUCAGAAAUACCAUUUAAUGAAUCUGAGUUAUCAAUUUCUACUCCAGUGGCGCCACUUCCUGAUACAUCCAAAUCUAUCGGAACAUGUACAUAUUUGUGCAAUGUUCAACGACAAAUAGAUUAUAUGCCAAUUAUGGAACCAAUUAAACGUUCACAAUCCAAUUCUCCUUCGCCGUUUAUAUACGAUAAUGUGAAGUUUGAAGUCAAUGCCACUCCAGCACCUUCACCACCACCGGCAGCACCUCUAUCUACCAGACAGCUUCAUGAAAAUGUUGAAACGGCGCGUGUGCCGACAAACAAUAUUAGUAACUUGCAACCAAUGCUAAGUGCAUUAACGGAGCUUCCCGAAAUACAUCCAGACGUAUUUUCUACAGUUUGGCAAAUGGCUGGCCAAAUGUUUAUGGGACUUCUUUAUUCACCUACCAGCAACCACUUGCGAGCGCAACAGUUUAUUAGAUCGGGUGAUUCACAUAAUCUACAGCAGUUUCAAAAUUGGGUACAAUCAUUAUAUGAAUCUAGGCAAAUGCCUCAGCAACAAACGCCAUCAACGUUACAAACACAAUGUAAUCAACAAAUAAAUAGGAGAGAGAGCACAUUUGAUUCUAACACAGUAAUUAAUGCAAACGUAACACAAUCCACUGAUGUUUCAACACAAAGUGAAGAUGUAGCGAGAGAAGAAAUCCCAUGUGGUGGCAGUAGCAAUACAAUGACUGAUCUUAGCAGUAAUAAUAAUGGUACAGAUGGAAGCACACAAACACAAAAUGAAUGUGGUAGUUUCGAACAGUGGAUAUUUAAGGAACCGCUUGAAUUACCCAAAAGAUCCGUCAAACAAGCGCGUGGCCAGAAAAUGUUCACAGAGGAACCGAUAUGUUCAAGAAAGCGGAAGGAUAAUCGAAAACGAAAGAAACGCAAUAAAGCGAAAAAGGCAAAACUACUUUCGGCAUCGAUUUUUAGUGAAUAUCCAGACUCUAAAGCUGCUGAUGAAGAAGUUACAGUAAAUGAAAGUGAACAAAAUUGUGUGACUGCUGUAGAAUUUUGCGCCAAUCUUUGCAGUUUCAAUCAAGACCUCCCAAUAGAAAACGUUCAAAAUGUGCCGUCUGAAAGUGUGUUCUCAGCACAAUUACAAAAUGUUUGUUUUAAAGAACCUGUAAAUAUAGAGCAAACGGAUGAUGAAAAACUAAACAAUACUACUAAGGAUUUAGAUAUUAGUACUAAAAAUAAAAGAGUCAACGCAUUAAGUUCUAAUGACAACCAUUUACCUUCAUUACAAGAUAAAAACAGUGAGAAUAUGGUCAUGGUUCAACCCAUAAAAGUACCUGAUGUUACACUCUCCGAAAGUGACAGAAUCGAAUGUGAUAAUUUGGAAAAUGUCGAAUCCAGAGGUUUAACUGAAAAUCUGCCGAAAAUAUUUGAUAAUCAAAUUAAACAAAAAAGCGAUUUUGCAUACAAAAUAUUUGGAAGUGACUCAGAUGAGGAUGACAGUGAUGUUGAAAAUACAAAAUUCUGUACGAAAUCCGAGAAAAUAUUUAUUACAAACGAUGUUAUUAGUGAAAUUACUGAGUAUUAUGAUAAAUCAGAAGAAAUAAUUCACUGUAAAGAGAGUUUGGAAGAUAAUAUGUUACAUGAAAUGUCGGAAAGUACACAUAACCAAUGUAAUUUGAAAGAAAACGACGUUGAAUCCAUUAGUGCGAAAUUAUCAGAAUCAUUCCAACAACUAAAUACUGAAGCAGAUUUUACCAAAAUACACAAAGAAAUACAUAAACUCGAGCUACCGAUUAUUCCACCUUCUAAAAAAAGUGAGUUAACAAAAGGAACGGAAGAUCCUGAAAUUGCAGACAGUUCUGUAUGUGAAUUCUCAAUGACACAUUCAGUGUUCCAAAACAAAGAGGCUAUUUCAUUAAAAUCAAAAACUUCCCUUGAACCAGUAUGCAAUUCUCACAGCGAAAAUGAAGAAUGCGACGAACCUCAAUUGGUUAUAGUAGAGAGUGAUACGGAAAAAAUGAUUAAAACAAGAACCAACUCCGAAUCAAGUGCGACAUUCGAUGAUAGUAUUUCUCAAAUCUGCUCAAAAGAUACUUUUCAACCAACUAGUAGUGAUUCCGAUAUAUCUGCAAUAUUUGAAGGCUCAAUAGCCGACGACUUAUUGGAAAAUGCAUCAACAAAACAACUAGUCAAUAGCAUAUUAAGUGAAUCGGCAAAUGAACAGAAAGGAACCGAUGUCACAGUGCCGCGUAAGCGUGGUCGUAAACGUAAAUGUGAAAUGCCCGCCGUUACAUUCUGUAAGCGUUCAGCACGUUUACGCAAUAAACAAAUGCGUGAUAACCAAUUUAGCAGCGUUGAAAGUUUAUCGACAAAAAAGGAUUCAAAUAAUCAACAAAAAUUCUCAGACCAAAGCAAUAAUGACGCUUGUAAUGAUAAAAAAAAUUUAUCAACGAUAACUGAACUGCGGCAAGCCAAAGAUAAAAUUGUCCAUUCGUUAAGUAAAGAACAUAUUAGUGAUCAGUUUCAAUUAUAUGUCGAAAUGAAGCAAAGGGCGAAUAAUGUCGAGGAGAACUAUGAUGACCAAAGUAUUAGUGAAUUACAAGUUAGUACGAGCAAUACAUUUGCAGAUACGAAUGUUGUUGCCGAUACUUCAAAUGCAGUGAUUAAUAAGCAGAAUUCAACAUUUUUCCGUCCAUUUGAAGAGUUUGUGACUGAAGCUCCUACGGUAUGCUAUCCAGGACCUUCUGUUUCAUUACAGCAAAAUGUUACAAGUGGAGGCACACUAGAGAGCACUUUGGCUUCCAGCUCACAACCUAGUAAUGACAUCAAUAACUCUGCGUUGACUUCCACAAUCAAUCAAAUAGACUUAGAAACACCAGCCUCACCUCCACCAGCGACAUUCAAUGAAAACGCAUUAACCCACACGCAAAUAGUUCCAGAAAUUCCUUUGGACAUGAACACAAACUACUGUCCUUCCAAUCUAAGAAAGAGUAUGUUGCAUAACGUUAUGAACAAAUAUUCUUUUGACAGUUAUGCAACCAUAACGGGAAAAAGGAAAAGAAAUAUUGUCGAAACUAAAAUCACAGCUCAAAUCAAAGAAUUUCUUGACAAAACGCGUGACCAAGUGGAUAUAACAGCUUCUAGACUAGCUGCAUCUCUACAGGAGCAAUCAGAAGAUUGUGAAAUAUUAGCCAGUGUGAUAAUUGAUCAAAUUUGCAAUGCACCGCGUCCGGAAAUUGAGCUGAAUUGUGAGUUAGCACAGGUUCCACCGAAAUACAUCGGUACACAUUUGAGACUCACAUCAAUCUUGUUGCGCCAUUUAAAGCAAAAUCGUCCUAAGAUCAUCGAUGCGGUAUUACGCUGUAUUGAAAAUAAACUGUUUAGUUAUCAGAGAAAUGAAACGUUUUCAUUAAACUUUGCUUUGAAUCUCACACAAUUGUACUUAGUAGUCAUACCUCUUCAUAAUGCCGAACACAAUCCGGCGCGACUUUUCAUUGCCAAAUGCUUAUAUUAUCAUAACGUUAUGGCAUCACCAAUGAUCUAUGAAGUACUCUGCUGGUAUCCGACCACGCUGCCACACCGCGACGAAUCAACUUAUGAUAAAUCAGAUGCACUAAUCACCGUCAUUCAACAUUUGUUAAUGUCUACAACAUAUAAUAUGGAUAGUAAGGAUUUACGUCACAGAGAACUUCUAUCAUUAUUACGAUUCGAAUAUCACUUUGAGCCCUUCAAACCAAAAGCACUAGAAGUGUUAUCGGACCUGGUUGCAAAACUUGAAAGCGGCAAUCUAACAAAUCUAAUAUACGCCUUUGCCAUAUUUUGCAAACGAAAUACUAAACUUGUAGAUAUUUUACUGCAACAACAAUUACUACCACUAACCGACGAAUACUAUAAACUUGUGCAGCAUACAAACGAAUAUGAUGAACGUAUUGCUUGUCUACUCGACUGUAUAUCGGCCGUGGUGAAACCGCUGCCGCUCACUACAAAUGUCUCAGCUUACCUUUCGUUAUUCGAACGUUUCCUUGGCGUUGUACAACGUCCCGUCGUACAAGAAGCGGCUGUAUUGGCCAUAUUACGUCUGCAAAGAUUUGGUCAAAAUCGCUGCUUCCAUGCACUGGCACACUUUAAACCUCAUUAUCCACUUCAAAUGAUCACAACGAAUGCGCUCAAAACAUUUAUACAUAGAAAACCUUUAAAAUACUGGAAUGGCUUGAUGCGAACGAUUUCCAAUUAAAGCAAAGCUUUAGCUAACUUGUGAAGCGAUUUAGUCUUUUUGAAUUUUUCGUUAUAACACAUAAAUUACAAGGUUCGCUAUUUCUAAAUUGCGUCUAAUAUUUAUUUUAAUUGUCUACCGCGUAAGUUAGAUGAAUUAAGUUCAGGAACAAAAUGUAUAUUUUUGCAUGAAAAAAUAUAGAAAUAAAUUUUAUAAAAUUGAAAUUUAUAUAAAUUGUCUUUAAUUUUUUUAAUAUUUGAAAACAGUUUACCAAAGUUAACUAGCAUAUAUAAUUAAACAAAAAUUGCGAUAGCUUAGUACUCUGUGGAUAUUGAUAUUGUAAAUAAGACUCUCCAGUUAUUUGAAAGUAAUAAAUCGUAGUAUUUUUCAAAAUUGUAUUUUUGUUUUCAUAUGUAUGUAUAUAUUUUGUUUACUUCAAACUAAAAACAUUUGUAGGUUAAUUGCAAAACUUACAUUACAACAAUAUUUGAUAUAUUUUGACUUAUAUAAUAUUUUAAAUAUUUACGUUGAAUGUGACUAAAAAAGCACAUACAAUUCCAUUACAAGAUUGCACAAUUAAUAACAGCUUAAUGCCUUUUCAAUACAAACGCGAAACGAAAUCGAACAAAAUAACAGUAAUACAUUUGAAUAUUUGUGUAUAUAUACGUAUGUAUGUAUACAUGAAUGUUAAUCCUUAGCAAAUCCAUAAUUAGGUCUAUACAAACUUUUUUUAAUUGGCGUACAGUUUCUAUUUUAUACUUUUUUAUUACAAUUUACACAUAUUCAAAACUGCAUUACGCCCGUUAUAUAUAUGUAGUAGGUACUUAUUCAAUUGAGAAUUUUUUUUAUACAUUUAAAAUGCGUUAUCGGUAUCUUAAAAUCAAAAAUAUUUAAUUCACUGUUAAUUAGCAAUCCGAAUUUAUUUCAAAAGCCUUAUACGGGUAAUAAGCUAAACCGCCACUCCUUAAUGAUCUGUGUAUGCGGUACCUGCAACCAAUCAAGUGUAUAGUAACUAUUUAGUAGUUUUAAUGACAUUCACUAUACAUAAAUGGGUCAAUUUAAUUUCUUUGAGUUUGCAAACCAAUGUUAAUGCUACCACCAUGUAGCUGCGUAGGCUUGCUCCAAUU
Zeugodacus cucurbitae (melon fly) is the source of this 6605-nucleotide messenger RNA. RefSeq names its product little elongation complex subunit 1 (gene Ice1). NCBI's taxonomy places the organism in Eukaryota, Metazoa, Arthropoda, Insecta, Diptera, Tephritidae. The transcript is spliced from 3 exons. Bases 250 to 5499 code for a protein of 1749 amino acids. The record is from RefSeq and is a predicted model, not a curated record.